UUUGUCGGGUUUAUUACAUUAGAGUCGAUUUUAAAAUUUUCAUUCAACCAGUUUUUUUUUAGAUUUUUCUAUAACUUUAAUGUCAGUAUUUAAAAACAAAGAUAAAAAUCAAAUGCAGCACUAAAGCAAUAUAGAUUGCAAGUGAGUGAGAGGGAAACAGUCUACAAUCAGUCCUAAUGAAGAGGGAGAAAGACGAGGAAGUGAAGAUGACUUCAGUUCUAGUUUUAAUCAAGGUACUGAUUUGUGGAGGUAACCCUCUGAGUUUCAGAUUCCAUACCUGUGAAAUGUUAGAAGAAAAAUAACAAUAUCUUACAACAUUUACUUGAAUGUUAAAUGAAGAUCACACAUAUAUAUGGAAUAUAUUUUGUAACGUGGAAAAGGCUAAAGCUGUAUAUGAACCAACUCCUAUAUUUCAUAGAUAAGAUUUUGAUGUUGAGAUUUGAGAUUACUACUAUUAAUAUUGGUUAAGAGUUUGCAUUUAAUAACAGAGGUAAAAAUUGUAAAAGCUAUUAGAAGAAAACCAGAAUUGUUCAGGAGAGAUACCUACUGACUUCUUUAGCUCUCUUAAUUGCAUUCUUCUUCAACUCCCAGAGGUGAUGUAUCAAGAGAAAGCUUUCAACCCCUCCCCUAGCGGACACGGUAAAACCAGGCACGUCACUUUCUUACUCCUCUUGGUGCUCUUAACCUGGCCACACACCACCAGCCCAUCUAGGUGAGGUUCAAGACAUCAUCUGAUGGUGAAACCUCAUGGCCAGCAUCACCGGGAUGGCCAACCACACUGGAAGGUUGGAUUUCAUCCUCAUGGGACUCUUCAGACAAUCCAAACAUCCAGCUCUACUUAGUGUGGUCAUCUUUGUGGUUUUCCUGAUGGCGUUGUCUGAAAAUGCUUUCCUGAUCCUUCUGAUACACUCUGACACCCACCUCCACACCCCCAUGUACUUUUUCAUCAGUCAAUUGUCUCUCAUGGACAUGGUGUACAUUUCUGUCACUGUGCCCAAGAUGCUCCUGGACCAGGUCAUGGGUGUGAAUAAGAUCUCAGCCCCUGAGUGUGGGAUGCAGAUGUUCCUCUAUCUGACACUAGUAGGUUCGGAAUUUUUCCUUCUAGCCACCAUGGCCUAUGACCGCUACGUGGCCAUCUGCCAUCCUCUCCGUUACCCUGUCCUCAUGAACCAUAGGGUCUGUCUUUUCCUGGCAUCGGGCUGCUGGUUCCUGGGCUCAGUGGAUGGCUUCAUGCUCACUCCCAUCACCAUGAGCUUCCCCUUCUGCAGAUCCUGGGAGAUUCAUCAUUUCUUCUGUGAAGUCCCUGCUGUAACGAUCCUGUCCUGCUCAGACACCUCACUCUAUAAGACCCUCAUGUACUUGUGCUGUGUCCUCAUGCUCCUCAUCCCUGUGACGAUCAUUUCAAGCUCCUAUUUACUCAUCCUCCUCACUAUCCACAGGAUGAACUCAGCAGAGGGCUGGAAAAAGGCCUUUGCCACCUGCUCCUCCCACCUGACUGUGGUCAUCCUCUUCUAUGGGGCUGCCGUCUACACCUACAUGCUCCCCAGCUCCUACCACACCCCUGAGAAGGACAUGAUGGCAUCUGUCUUCUAUACCAUCCUCACUCCGGUGCUGAACCCUUUAAUCUAUAGUCUUAGGAAUAAGGAUGUCAUGGGGGCUCUGAAGAAAAUGUUAACUGUGAGAUUCGUCCUUUAGGAAAUUAUAAAGUAGGAAAUUUGGAUAUAAAGAUUUAGUUUCCUUUUCUCUGCCCAUCAGAUACUUAGGAUUUUAUCCCUGUUAUUCCUUAGACUCUCAUACAGUGAUGUCUCAUCUCAUAUUCAUCUCAUUUUGAGGAAUUCUUUCACUUUGUGGAAACUCUAUUUUAUAGUCUUUGUCCAUCCAAAAUUCUUAUACAAUUGUGUCAUACUAAUGUAAUAUUUUUGGAAGUUGAUAACUGCUCUCUAAUUUUGUGAAAAAAUAUUCUUAACCUCAGGAAAUACUUAAUAUUUAGAGACAAAAAGGUCAUGAGGUGUUCAAAUGAUGAGAGGGAAAGAGGGAGGGAGAUAGAGAGGGGCAACGAAACUGAGUACAAUGUUGCUGCCACAGAUGAGUAUGGGUAAAGGGUAUAUAGGUAUUAAUUGUACUAUUGUUUUUUAAUGAUACUUUUUUGUGAAGUUGAAAUCAUUUACAAAUAAUUAAAUACCAGGCUUUUCUCCCUUUUUGAAAAUAUUUUCCUUUCUGCUUGGUGGCAGUGUGACAUCUUAGAAAUCAUGCUCAUUUCAUUAUGUCUAAUCAUUACUGAGAAAAUCUAGUCAUCGCCCCUUCUUUAUUGAGGGCUACCUUUUUCUGCAUGGUCCAAUUCUGAUGGCGUCUAGGGGAUUUACCUCUCUGAAAUAAUUAGUGCCAUGUGGUGUAUUGAGGAUGUAGGACCACAUAAGGGACUGCAGAAAAAAUAUGACACCUGAGUGGAAGGAGUUUUAAGGAAGGUUACCUGCCCAGGGUGAUUCCUGAGCUGAGAUUUCAAACAUGUAACUUGUUAUACAAACAAGCAGAGGGAUGGCAUCAACAUUCAAUCCUUCAUUUAUUUAACAAGCAUUUUGUGCUAUUUUAUAAUUAAAAAUAGUUAAAUAAGAUUAAAUUUUGAAUAGCACAUGGCUUUUACCAAGGAGUUUGAAAAAUACAUGUAGUUGUUUAUGCAAACAAAUGUAAGAAAAUAAAUAAGCUGUUUUGAUACGUAUGAAGGAUACAGCUCAUAAGGACACACUAAUUCUAUCUGUGACAUCUGAGUUCAAAGAAGGAGCUGAGAGGAGACUCCGGGUCUCAGUGCUGAGUAGUGACGAAAAGUUACCCUCAGAUGAGUGUGUGAUGUUGGAGCCAGGGGAACUUGCUCAGAGACAUGCUGCAAGAGAAAAGGCACAGCAUGAGCAAAGACAGGGCUGAGCAAGCGAGAGAAAUCAAUGCCCAGUAGAUCUUUCUUAUUUCAUGUUAGGCUUAUUUCUUGCCCUUGUGUGGCCCAGGGUUUUACAAACAAUAGUGAAAUGAUCAGAAUUGUAUUUUAGAAAUGUUAUUUGUGUGGUGAUCAAUUGGAGAUGUGCAAGACCAAAAACAUAGAGACCAGGUAAAUGAGAAUGGUGAUCUAAAUGAUAUUGAUCUAAGUGGAGUCGACCAUGCCUUUACCCCAGAAUAGGCUGAUAGGAGGACAUUUGAGGUGGGGCCUGCUGAACCUGUUACCUAAAAGCAUACAUAUGGUAGCUGCAUGCUAUAAUUUCCUAAUUGGCUAUGUACAACUUACGAAUAAUCAGGUGUUUUCAACAGUACAGAUUCUUCUUUUCUCUCACCACACUCAAU
This is a messenger RNA of Pan troglodytes (chimpanzee), 3327 nucleotides long. RefSeq names its product olfactory receptor 2T29. The record is from RefSeq and is a predicted model, not a curated record. Gene Ontology annotation, molecular function: olfactory receptor activity; G protein-coupled receptor activity. Gene Ontology annotation, cellular component: membrane. Gene Ontology annotation, biological process: G protein-coupled receptor signaling pathway. The coding region runs from base 748 to 1695 and encodes 315 amino acids. The transcript is spliced from 2 exons. Lineage: Eukaryota; Metazoa; Chordata; Mammalia; Primates; Hominidae.